Coregonus clupeaformis (lake whitefish) is the source of this 738-nucleotide messenger RNA. It is a transcript of the gene lamtor4, whose product is annotated as late endosomal/lysosomal adaptor, MAPK and MTOR activator 4. Gene Ontology annotation, biological process: positive regulation of TOR signaling; cellular response to amino acid stimulus. Gene Ontology annotation, cellular component: lysosome; Ragulator complex. Bases 222 to 524 code for a protein of 100 amino acids. The record is from RefSeq and is a predicted model, not a curated record. The transcript is spliced from 4 exons. Gene Ontology annotation, molecular function: guanyl-nucleotide exchange factor activity. NCBI's taxonomy places the organism in Eukaryota, Metazoa, Chordata, Actinopteri, Salmoniformes, Salmonidae.
UGGCGAGCAGGAAAAAAAUUACUGUCUCUCAAUGAUAAUGCAAUACAUUGAAGAGCUUUAAAUUGUUUUAUAAAAUAAGUAGUGGUUUUGGUUUUAUGCCUCACAAAGGAUAAAAUUAUUUUAUAUCGGAAUGACGUGACGUCACAUCAGCUGAUGAAGUCACGUGAAAAAAGAGAGGAAACACAGCAGAUGGGCUUCCUCAACUGGCAAAACAAGUGAAAAUGACUACUAGCGCUCUAACACAGGGUCUGGAGAGGAUCCCUGAUCAACUGGGGUAUUUGGUGAUCAGUGAGGAUGGCGUAUUGGCGUCUGCGGGGGAACUGGAGAAUGACGAGCACACAGCUGGGGUCAUAAUGCAGAUGGUGCGGACCGCGUGUCGCUUCAGACUGCAGGGUGCUGCUGAGCCACCCUUCAAACGCAUGUCCGUCAUGCUCGAGGACUAUGUGUACACAGUGACCGUGUCUGGUCAGAAGGUGUUUGUGGUGAAACGUCAGAACAACCAGAGGGAACCUGUGGUGGUGUAGAAGCGUGUAGUGGAGAUGGGUUGGGAGGACGAGGGAAACCACUCCAAUCCACGCACUCACACAGGACAGGGACUCCGUAAUCCACUGAACUGUUCCAUUCCUAGUUCUAUAAGGUUUCAGAAGAAAGCACAAAUUAAGUUAUAUUGAACAAAAAUAUAUAUGCAACAAUUUCAAAGAUUUUACUGAGUUAAAGUUCAUAGAAGUAAAUCAGUCA